AUGGGUGGGAAGGAAAAAGAAGCAGGGGAAUCUAUCAGUCAGAGGCCAUGUUACUCAGAGCCUGGACAGAAUGUCUGCCCAUCACUGGCCAAAGUGGAGGAAGAGGUUGAAAUCUGGAAGAGGAUUUUUAAGCUGGCUUCAUUUUUAGCUGAUUUACGACAAACACUGAAGGCUGCAGUGCAGAAGUCACCAAAGUCGGGAAAAGGAGAUGAGAUUAAAAGCAGGUUAGGAGAUCUGAAAGCUGUCGGUGUUGAUUUUCUCAGAGAUGACAACAGCCGUCUUCAUCAUACCAAUGACUAUACCCAUAGUAGCCUAAUUGUGAGACGUGGGGAGGAAUUUCAGCUAAAAGUGACAUUUAGCAGGGAGCUGCAAGAGAAUGACAAAGUCAAUCUGCUGCUGAGCAUUGGUGAAGCACCAAUGCCAUCUAAUGGGACCUUCAUAACCCUGAAUACAAGGGCACAACAGGAUGCGGAACCAUGGCAUGCCAGCAUCUGUCAAACAAAUGGGAAGGAGUGCAUAAUAGCUAUAACCAGCCCAGCUGAUGCGAUCAUUGGAAAAUAUCUUCUGAAGGUGGACACAGGAUCUAAUAUUUAUAGUCCUGCUAAAAAUUUUAUCUAUGUUUUGUUCAAUGCUUGGUGUCAAGCGGAUUCUGUUUUCAUGCUGAAUGAUGGUGAAAGAGCCGAGUAUAUCCUCAGUGAUACUGGCUAUAUUUAUGUUGGAUCAGAAGCAAAUAUUUAUGGAAGACCAUGGAAUUUUGGGCAGUUUGAGGAAGAUAUUUUGGAUUGCUGCAUGUACCUUCUGGACAAGAGCAAACUCAAGCUGAGUGCUAAAAGAGAUCCAGUGAUCAUCUCCAGGGCUAUGUCAGCUUUGGUUAAUUCUCAUGAUGAUCGUGGAGUUCUGCUUGCAAGCUGGUCAGGAAACUAUUCUGGUGGUACAUCUCCUUUGGCCUGGACAGGAAGUGUCCCAAUUUUGCAGCAAUAUUACAGAACACAAAAAAGUAUCUUGUAUGGUCAGUGUUGGGUUUUCUCUGGAGUGCUUACCACAGUUAUGCGCUGUCUGGGGAUUCCGUGCAGAAGUGUGACAAAUUUUGCUUCGGCUCAUGAUACAGAGGAAAACCUUAAAGUGGACAUUUACUUGGAUGAGAAAGGAAGAAAAAUAGAUUCAUUAACGACAGACGCAGUUUGGAACUUCCACGUAUGGAAUGACGCCUGGAUGAAAAGGCCAGACUUGCCCGGUGGCUUUGAUGGCUGGCAGGCAAUCGAUGCCACACCUCAGGAAUUGAGCCAAGGGAUUUACCAGUGUGGCCCAUGCCCAGUCAAGGCCAUCAAAAAUGGAGAAGUCUACCUUCCCUAUGACUCUAAGUUUGUGUUUGCUGAAGUGAAUGCAGACAAGAUCUUUUGGCGUGUAAAUAAUGGGGAGGACACAAAAGAAUAUGUCAAGCUGUGGGAAGAAACCAAGGCAAUAGGAUUGAACAUCAGCACUAAAUCUGUUGGGAAGAACAUUCGUGAAGAUAUCACUGCCCAAUACAAAUUUCUGGAAGGUACUCCUGAGGAAAGGAAAGCUAUGGAAACUGCUUCUUCCUACCUGCCGUCUUCAAAACGCCAAAGCUAUGAAUAUGUACCACCUCCUACCCUGAAGGCUAACCUGAAACUUGGGGUGGAGAGAAAAGAUUCCUUGUGGCCAGGACAGCCAGUUGAUUUGAAUGUCACUGUAGAGAAUGAAUCUGUGGGCAGUUGGACCAGCAGCCUUACUGCCUCUUGUCAACUUGAAUCAUAUACUGGGAAAGUGCAUGCAAACCUUUCAACAGUCAAGCAGAUUGUCCAGACUGAAGGCAAACCAGUUAUUCAAAUACCUUGGAAAAUAACAGCUGAUGCUUACAUGCCAACAAUGAUGUCUAUUGAGGAUGAACUUCUGAUAAAAGUCAAUAUUAUUGCUGAAGUUCAAGAAACUAAUGAAAAACUCACAAAAGAAUUUACUUUAAAUUUUGAGUACCCACCUCUCAAAAUUGAGAUGGCAGAAACUGCAAAGGUUAAUCAAGAUUUUAUCUGUGCAUUUAUCUUCAAGAAUACAUUGUCUAUUCCACUGGAAAACUGCAAACUGUAUGUAGAAGGCCUAGGCAUCUUUAUGAUGGAAGUAUUUGAUCAAGGGGACAUAGCACCUGGUAAAAUCUUUAAAUCCAAAAUAGUGUGUGCUCCAAGGAAGACUGGACUGAAGAAGAUAGUGGCCAAACUGAAUUCUACCCAGCUAAAAGAAAUAACUGCGGAAAAGAUAAUUUCCAUCACCCAGUAGGCGCAUUCUCAAAUACUAUCAGGUGGUGUCACUAGAGAUACAUGUUAUGACUAUAGAUUCUACUUGCAGCCUUGAUUGUAGGCCAAAAGAUUAUAUACAGAUAUAAAUGUUAAGCUAAAAGAAUUUAAGUAGCUUCAGGUGAUCACUAUUUUGAUUUUAUCUAAUGGAGAUUUAAUAGAGAUUAUUCAAAUAUGCUUUUAUGUUUGCAGCAUUCUGACAGUUUAUGACUACUAAAGCCACAAUAUGUGUAAUCUGGAGUUGGAAUAAUUUAGAAGGAAUUGUGUUGGUUUUCUUUUAGGACUUGUGUGAUGCUGUCAGUGUUUAUGCCUUCUCUUGUCAUUGUAUACUUUGUGAUUGUUUCUCCUUGUAGGCCUAAUUGCUAACAUGCAAUAUGUUACAAAGCUGCAUCAGUUUAUGUUCUUUCAUUUAGAAUAUGCUAGGCAAUAUUUGAUAUAUUAGGCUGGCUUCAAGCUUAGUCCCACAACUAAUGUAACUGACUGUAAUGACUGGAACACUCGAGCUUUCACUCAGUUACGACUCAUAAGCUGCUGCUUAUAAAUCUAUUUAAUGAAGCGAAGUGUUCAGGACAGAGAAAAAGUUGUGAAUGGCAUUUCCCACGUUUCUACAUUUUAAAAAUCACAGAGACUUCAAAUUCCCCCCCACUGCCCCCGUAAGUAUGCACCCCUCCUUCCCGUGCCACCAGAUGGCUGGAACAGUUUCUCUCGAGAUGACCUUGGGGCAAGGAGCAUCUAGCUCAAACAAGAUGAUUCACACUCCAGCCUGGCUCCCCCUCCCUGCUGGUGACUCGCAGGUUGACACGGGUUGCUGGAAGACAGAUGCGAAUCCAAUUAGAUGUUCUGGGAACAUUUGAUCGGGGAGUGUGACACUGACAUUGAUUUCAAGAGUUCUUCUCUAAGCAUCACUAACUUUGGAUCCAACUCAAUUCAGUUUUAGGUAGGAUUAUAUAUAUUCUAUGACUCUGAAUAGGGUUUGCUAUGAAGCACAAAUUAGUUCCUAAAAGUUCUUUAGAUGAUUAUAUCACCAAAAUUAAGUUAUGUCUUCUAGUUCAAAGUAUAAUCUCAUAUGCUUUCUCUACCAUUCCUAGUUAUGAAUUCCUAGUUCCUAUCCAA
This is a messenger RNA of Candoia aspera, 3419 nucleotides long. It is a transcript of the gene TGM4, whose product is annotated as transglutaminase 4. Gene Ontology annotation, biological process: peptide cross-linking. Lineage: Eukaryota; Metazoa; Chordata; Lepidosauria; Squamata; Candoiidae. The record is from RefSeq and is a predicted model, not a curated record. Bases 1 to 2289 code for a protein of 762 amino acids. The transcript has 15 exons. Gene Ontology annotation, molecular function: protein-glutamine gamma-glutamyltransferase activity.